This is a messenger RNA of Siniperca chuatsi (mandarin fish), 2591 nucleotides long. RefSeq names its product NADPH oxidase organizer 1-like. The record is from RefSeq and is a predicted model, not a curated record. Lineage: Eukaryota; Metazoa; Chordata; Actinopteri; Centrarchiformes; Sinipercidae. Gene Ontology annotation, biological process: superoxide anion generation. The transcript is spliced from 8 exons. Bases 100 to 1593 code for a protein of 497 amino acids. Gene Ontology annotation, molecular function: phosphatidylinositol binding; protein binding; superoxide-generating NADPH oxidase activator activity.
GACAGGCAGAGUGCGGCAGAGCUGAGGCAGGUCAGCCGGAGACUGAAGGUCAGGAAAGCAGCUAUUCAUCCUACGAGCAGAGUCACAAAGAAGCACACGAUGGCCGGUGAACAGCGUUUUGUGAUCAGUGCCCGCAUUAUUGGAGCCGUCCUCAGGGACACACCAAAACUCAAGAUGUUUAUGAUAUCUGUGUUAUGGUCUGACGAGACUGAAGUGAUUAUUUACAGGUCCUUCCAGGAUUUCAGAAAAUUUCAUAGGCACCUGAAAAAGAGGUUCCCUCAUAUGAACCCAUUCCGGAGAAACGACAGAGUGAUCCCCAAAUUUAGAGGGAAGGCCAGGAGGAGCAGCCUCCAGCAGAAAGGAUCCAAGCGAUCUGUCCAACGCAUGAAGUUCCUGGAGAGCUACUGCGACAAGCUGUUAAAGUGCGACCAAACUGUGACUCAGAGCUUGGAGGUUGCACAGUUCUUCAUGCCCAAAGACCAGGACCUGCAGCCAGACUUCACCAAGAACAGCAUCAUGAUCCUGCUGUCUGAUGAUCUGCCCGAUGGCUCAGGUGGGGGAGGUGAUGCGACUCGUCAGCAUGCAGGCAGCGUCACUCACCCGUUUGUCACCCAGACUUACUGCUGCGUGGCUGCUUAUGAGACGAAGGAUACCAAGAAUCGUCCGUUUAAGGUUGCUGUGGAUGAGAAGCUGGAUGUCCUGAUCAAAGACCCUGCAGGUUGGUGGCUGGUGGAGAACGAGGAUAAGCGUUUGGCUUGGUUUCCUGCUCCCUACCUGGAGUUAUGGGAAGGAGAGGAAGAUGAUGACGCUGGAUUCCAGCUAGGAGGUGCCCUGUACUGUGCUGUGAGGAGUUACUCGACUAAGAAGGAUGACGAGGUGUCUGUGCCCAUUGGCUCUGUGGUUGAGGUGCUACGGAAGUCUGACAACGGCUGGUGGCUCAUCAGAUUCAAUGGCAAGGUGGGUUACAUCCCCUCCAUGUACCUGCAACCAUACAACAACCCACGGGCAGGCCUUUACAGCCUCCAGAGAAAGCUGCAUAGCUCCACUCUGAACCUGGCAACCAGCAGGGAAGCUCAGGCUUCUUGUCCACCCAGAAUCAGCGAAGAGAACAGCCCACAGCUGGAUCCUGCAGGUCAGUCCAGAAGAGAGUCCAGUGUGCCGGGGCGUCUCCACAAGGCCCAGUCCCUGGAUGUUCUCUCUGAGACCUGGUCGCAAGCGCAGACAGAGAGGGACAUCUCAACCUCAGACGGCCGCAUACGCAGCAUGAGCAACACAAGCACCGAGCUCAGCUUCUCCAGCAUCUCCUCAAGCAGCGAAUCGUCCUCAAGUUUGAAAGAGGAAGCACAGCAUCAUCGUCACCAGCCUGAUGAGCGCAGCAGCCUCUCCGACCGCCGCGGCUCCAACACUAGCUCCGAGAGCUCUGCAUCUGUCACGUCCAAAGGCAGUGAGACGGCCUCAGUGGCUCCCAGGGUACCACCCAGACCCAAAACCGAGGAGAUCCUGACCCGCUGCACCACCAUGACCCGCAAGGCAGCCCUGGCCACCAAGACCCGGCUUCAGAUUCAGAGUCCAUCCACAGCUACUAGGGAAUGACACUGUGGCACUUUACACUACAAAUCCUGGACUGAGUUAUAUUCUUAAUCAUACUCUCUUGUUUAUUGAAAUCUUUUUGAUUUAUCAUGUAAACAUGUAAAAUAUUUAACCUCUUCAACCCCGCAGACCUUUCCACGGGUCUGUCAGUCAAAUGUGCAGCAUUGUUCAUAUCUCUCCUAAUUCUUGUAAUAGCAAUGAUUGAAGAGAUAGCAGCAGUGGCAAGAUAAAUGUAUGCUGAAUUCCAUAAGAUAAUGUCUAGGAAUUUUCCAUUUGAUCAAAUGGAGCAAGGCAUCUUAGGUUUGAAUAUUUCACUCAGUAUAAGAAUAAUGUAGCUUCAGUGAAGCGUUAGAAGGAGCAGGUACAAGUAAAUUUAUGUGACAUUUUCAUACAGUAGUAAAGCUAAUAUUUUGUUCCACUUAAGGGGAAAUGUAAGUGGAUUGUUGAAGUUGAAGAGGUUAAAUAUUUACACUGAACUGUAUUUUAUGUAUCCCUCGUUCCUCACACAGUUUGUACCACGGAAAUUAGUGCGGAACAGUUUGAUGACAGAUAAAAAAGAUUAUAUAUCACUAAAUUAUUAAGUGCCUUUAUUUGCUGUAUCAUUCACAGCAGUACUUUUUACUAUGUUAGGCCUAUAUUUUACCAGCUAUUUACUAUAUGUAAAUAGUUUCUCCUAAUGGAAAUGAACUUAUGGCUUCCAGCACGUGAGCCUGUAGUAAACAGACUCACACCAGUGAAUAGACUGAAAGCCUUUUGAUCAACUGCCAAAUCAGAGCAUUACAAUCUGAGGUGUGGUAAAGAAGCUGUCAGCAGACAGAGAGGGAUGACUUAUGAGCAUCCUGCCACAGCAUUGUUGAUUACCUUCUAUUUCUGUUUUGUUGCUUAUUGUAUGAAUAUGUUGUUGUCUUUUUAUGUACUGCAUUAUCACCUUUAAGAGUUCAUGUGUACAAGUUCAUAUUUUACAUAAACAGGUUAAUAAAAUCCAAUUUUCACUAAAGUAA